Dermacentor andersoni is the source of this 1028-nucleotide messenger RNA. Its product is annotated as chymotrypsinogen A-like. The record is from RefSeq and is a predicted model, not a curated record. Lineage: Eukaryota; Metazoa; Arthropoda; Arachnida; Ixodida; Ixodidae. Gene Ontology annotation, biological process: proteolysis. Gene Ontology annotation, molecular function: serine-type endopeptidase activity.
CGUUGGUGUUUGUGUAUGCGUGUCUUCUUUGUGGCAUCACACGUCAACUACAUUGAACGCCACCAGUUCAGAAGCAGUCUGCCGCGCAGUUUUGACGGUUCCGACGCCAUGAGACUAUUGUGGGCAUUGUUGACUUUGAUUGCACGGUGUGGCUUUGCCUACGAAGUCGGCACCGACGGCGAAAACUGUGGCCAGACGCCCAUACAGCCUCUGCUGGACGAAGAUGAUCGCAUCUUUGGUGGAAGCGAGGCCGUGCCAGGAAGUUGGCCUUGGCACGCUGGUAUUUUUACAAAUGAAGUCUUCUCCAAGCACAUAUGUUCUGGUGCACUCAUCUCGGACAGACACGUUGUCACUGCUGCUCACUGUCUCAUAAAAAAGGCAUCUAAGAUGUUACUAGUCCAUCUCGGCAUCCACGACCGCAGUAACAUAGAAGCUGGUACAAAGUCUCUAGCAGUGGCCGAAAUAUGCUUUCACAAAGGAUAUAAGGCACCUCACAUGAACGACAUUGCCAUCCUCACACUGAAAGAAGCCGUCAACUUCACUAAAUCAAUCGGUCCAGUCUGCUUGCCGAAGUCAAAGCACGAGCUUCCUGAAAACACAGACACUUACGUGACUGGUUGGGGACGGUACAAAGCUGACAGCGAGGAAUUAGCACCUAAGCUAAAGCAGCUUCGCACAAAAACGAUGUCGCACAAGACAUGCCUCGAGGACUACGAUUCAGGCCUCCCCGAUAGCGUCCUGUGUACUGGUCACGACUUUGGUUCUUCCUGCAAGGGCGACAGCGGAGGCCCCCUGGUGUGGAAUUCAGGAACUGCAUGGUUUUUGGAAGGAGUUGUUUCCGGUGGCCCGGUGAAGUGCGCCAAUCCAGAUGACCCACUGCUGUUUACAAAACUGUCGCACCAGGUCGACACUUUUAUCUUGCCCUACAUUGAAGCCAAGAACGACGCACAGAAAUACAGAGUUUGCAAGAUUCUCUAGCACUUCAUGCCACAUUCACAAUAAAUAUUCCAAGAUCAUCACUUCCACAA